AUGGUUACCAAACAGCAAUAUCAAAGCGGACAAUAUGUUGCAGCCGCAAGUCCAAAGUACCAACAGACUACCAGAGAACCUCAACCUACAAACAACGUGUAUGUUGAGGGUAGAGAAGAUAUCGAAAGUCGAGAUGGGACGACAGCCUUGAUGGCAAGCGAUCACUCUACUAUUCGAACAAGAGAUGACAUUUCACUCCCCAUUCGUCACACUCCCGGUAAUCUUCCAGGCUGGGCCCCAGCCUUGGCCGCACAGAAGCCGCCAGUUGUGAUCGAAGCCACUGCUGCCCGUGGGUCCUCGCAGAAGACACCACGAAGAAAUGCUGAACCCAUGGAUUUCAUGCAGAGCGACAACUCUUUUCAAAUUGUCGCUAGUCUGAUUGUAGACAAAUUCGAAGAAGCUCUCAAGAACAGAGCAGAUCACAUCAUUGUUACCCAGGACAUGAAGGAUGAAAUCGAACGUGUCAUGCCAGAAGAUGCCAAAGAGAAUUUUGUGGCUGCCCUUCGAUUCCGUCUUGCGGAAGCGCCCGAAUUUUCCAGACUCCCAAUGCACACCGUGACCCGAAACUGCCACAAGCUUGGUAUGACUCGAUUGGAUGAGCAAAACAUUCUUUUCGCUCCAAUUGGAACCACCAUUAAGCUCGAUAUUCCACCAGAUACAACAAAAAGCACGGCUUCCGUUCGCAGCUCUCGCAGCACUCGCAGCACUCCUCGUGGUGUUGACAACAGUGACGUCAGGAGUGUUACGUCUCGUGCAACUACUGCAGUUGAAGAAGAGAGUCCUGAAAGCAUGGCCAGACAACAACUCUUGGCCGAACUUCAAGAGGCAUCCGCUUUAAUGGCAGAAUCUGUGACACCAGAAGCGGCUCAAUUCUGGAAGAAGCAAGUUGUUGAGCUCCAAAACAAGUUGAAGGCACUGCAACAAUCUGAGGCAGAAGAAAGAAGUGUUGCUUCCAAGAGCGUCCAUACAGCUAACACUGCUAAUACUGCACAGCUCUUGAAGGAGAACGAACGCCUCAUUGCAAGCUUGAAACAAGGAAAGGGAUAUGUCGAACCAACAAUGGCAGACUACGUCCCGCCAUUCACUCCCACUGGUCAUAUUUCGGAAACACCCAAGGUUAACCCAAACACUUUUCCUACAGUCGAAGUUGUUGCCCCAGCUGAUCUUCCAGGGGGCUACAUGUUCGAAGCUGAGAUUCAUAACAAGCGUUUCUUGGCAACUGUACCUGACGGUGGUGUCAAGAGUGGCCAAACAUUCACAAGUACCAUGCAGGAUAUCAAGAAAAAGACUGUUGGAAUUCCUUCCGGAAGAUGGCGUGAUGGCCUUAUGGAUAUCUUCAAGCACGGCAAGACCCAUCCAUUGGUUGUAUACUCCUUCUUGUGCCCUCCUAUUGCCUUGGCUCAAAUCAUGACCCGAAUGGGAUUUGACUUCCGAGGUAAACCAGCAAACGUCCCUGAGAAGGGAUUUUACUCCACCUGGGGAACCAUUCUCUCCAUUUUGUUCAUGUGGGGCUUCACAAAUUACAUUGUUCUUGACCAGCUGUCCGCAAAGGCUGCCACUGGAGCUGUUCUAUCAUUCUUCGAUAGUUUCUCUCUGUAUGUUGUGAAUGGUGGACUGAUUGCCUACGUUGUUUACGCAACUGCCAACUGUAGAGCGAGUAUUCGCGAGUACUCUGGAAUCGAAGAAAACCCUCUUUAUGUGGGUCCCCGCAAAUUCACCCGGGGUCAGGACUACCUCUUGUCAGCCUUUGCCAUGCCAUUUGUGAUUGCCCAAAUGGGAAGACACACAGCGUCAUAUGACAACUUUGAGGGAUCCUUUUGCUCUCAUCACGGCCUUUCUAGAAAGAUGUCAGUUGCAGAUGUGCUGACUUGCAACAAUCCCACGAUGCUCGGUUGCGACAAUCCCUACACAGAAAUCGGGGCCGUUGUAUAG
Cylindrotheca closterium is the source of this 1932-nucleotide messenger RNA. The record is from the annotation of a GenBank genome assembly. NCBI's taxonomy places the organism in Eukaryota, Bacillariophyta, Bacillariophyceae, Bacillariales, Bacillariaceae.